AUGGAAACUCAUCACGCGAUACGAGAUACUCUCACGUUUCAUAACAAGGAUUACCAACCAUUACAUGUGGAUCUAUUUGAAUUUGAUGAAAAGUUUUUGGAUCCGGUGUUUGUAAAGGCUUGCAAGGAUGCCAAACAAUUACAUUCUUAUUUUGAAUUAAUGCAAAACGCACAAGAUGAGGAAAGAUUUAAUCAAAUUCGAAAAGAAUACAAUCAAAAGAAGAGAGAAAUACUACUCACCAUCCUGACAGAAGAAGUUCCUCAAGUUUACUCUUUGGUGAUUUUUACGGAUGAAUUUUGUAACAAGUUAAUUGAAGAAAAAGAUCAUUAUGAAAAGACACAAAAUGUAAAAUUACGACCCAAUUCAAUGAAUAAUUACGGAAUUGUCAUCGAUGAGAUUGGAAUGGGUAAAUUCUUUGAUGUGUUUGUUCGGGAUUACUUUUCUCCACUCGCUAAAAUCAUGAAUCCAGCUGGUUUUGAUCUUGAUGAUCAUCAUACAUUUUUGGUGGAGUAUUUCAUUGGAGGAGACUCUGAUCUUUCGGUCCAUGUGGAUGACAGCGAAUUAACACUAAAUGUAUGCCUUGGAAAACCAGGGUUUGAGGGAGGCAAUUUGUUUUUUAGAGGUCAUAGAGACCAUCCAAACACAUACAAUCAAUACUUUGAAUAUAAGCAUGUGGCAGGACGAGCAGUCAUGCAUGAUGGAGCAAUGAUGCAUGGUGCCCUACCAUUGACCAAGGGAGAGCGUGAUAAUUUGAUUAUUUGGGCUCGAUCAACAGAGAUGAGAAAACAAAUUGAAAUUGCCAUGACGGAAAUGCAAGAAAAAGGAGAGCAUUGUUGCUGUGACCAAGAUGACGAUCAAGAGGAACAUUUGUGCUGCAGCUCUGAAAACUGCACAAACGAACAUGAACACAAAUGUGAACACCAUCACUAG
Naegleria fowleri is the source of this 930-nucleotide messenger RNA. RefSeq lists its product as uncharacterized. The transcript has a single exon. Bases 1 to 930 code for a protein of 309 amino acids. NCBI's taxonomy places the organism in Eukaryota, Heterolobosea, Eutetramitea, Acrasida, Naegleriidae. The record is from RefSeq and is a predicted model, not a curated record. Gene Ontology annotation, molecular function: L-ascorbic acid binding; oxidoreductase activity, acting on paired donors, with incorporation or reduction of molecular oxygen; iron ion binding.